Molecule: messenger RNA, 1270 nt
Organism: Dentiscutata heterogama
Lineage: Eukaryota; Fungi; Glomeromycota; Glomeromycetes; Diversisporales; Gigasporaceae
Source: the annotation of a GenBank genome assembly
AUGUCUUUGACAGUUGUCUCUGCUCCCGGCAAAGUUCUUCUAACGGGUGGAUAUCUGAUACUUGAUAGAGAAUAUGAGGGACUUGUAGUUGGAACAAGUUCUCGCUUCUACACUGUAAUUCGACCUGGUGAUAAUUCAUCAAAAAUUAUUGUCCACGCUCCACAGUUUGACGACCCAAACUGGGAUGAAAAGGAUAGAUGUAAUAUUUUUAUUGAGACUGUCCUAAAAUAUAGUUUAUCAAUUAUUGCAAACCGUAUUUCCAGCCAAAAGUUCGAUGAAUUAGUUUUUAAAGGGCUAAAUAUUUAUGUUAUUGGCAGCAAUGACUUUUAUUCGCAACGUGAACAACUAAAAAAAUCGAAUUUGCCACUUAACACCACAUCAUUGCGCACUCUAACACCAUUCUGUAAAGUCUAUACCACUCUAAAAAAAGUACACAAAACGGGUCUUGGUUCAUCGGCAGCAAUGACAACUUCAUUGGUUGCAGCUUUGUUUGUUUAUUUCAAAUGCGUUAAAAAUGUUAAUGAUAUCAAGGAAAGAACAUUGAUCCAUAAUGCAUCACAAUUCUGUCAUUGUCUUGCUCAAGGCAAGGUUGGGUCUGGGUUUGAUAUUUCUGCCGCCGUUUGGGGAAGUCACGUAUGGGAUAAUCAAGUAAAACCAUUCACCCUUCCUCCAGAAUUUAAAAUGAUUCUUGCUGAGGUAGAUUCUGGAUCUAAUACACCAAGAAUGGUAGGCAAAGUGUUAGCAUGGCGUAAGGCAACUCCUGAACAAGCGAAUAUAUUGUGGAAUGCGAUUGCUUCUAGUUGCGCAAUUGUCAUUGAUAAUCUGAUCGAGUUAACUAGAGAAUAUGAAAAGGAUAAGACAGGAUAUUAUGACGCAAUUAGAACUUGUUCUUGUAUUAAAGGAUUUAGGUGGUCAAACCUUAUUAAUCAAGAACGACCGGGAAAACGAAUUUUCGAUUUACUUCAUUCUACUUUUACCGAAUUUCAAAAAGUUCGCCAAUCGCUACGUGAUAUGUCAAACAUGUCAGAUGCACCAAUUGAACCACCUGAGCAAACAAGAUUGCUCGAUGCAUGUACAAAUGUACCUGGUGUAGUUAUGGCUGGCGUCCCUGCUGGAGGGUAUGAUGCUAUAUUUUGCAUAGGCAUUGGAGAUAAUUUUGUUACGCAAGUUGAAAACAUUUGGGAAAAUUGGAUCGAAAUGAGUGUUGGACCUUUGCUAACAAAUGAAUCUUCAGAAGGAUUUAGGAAAGAGAACUUAGAAAAUGUAUUAG